GUUACGUCAUAAACGACAGUUGGCAGUCCAACAUGUCGGAUGAUGCAGGUAUAGUUGAGCUCGAAAUGACAGAAACAAAGAAGAAAAAUGCCAGUACUUCUGGACUUAAGAACUUCUUUGCUGGUGGAAUCGGUGGAGUAUGUUGUGUAGCCACUGGACAUCCGCUAGAUACCAUAAAGGUACGACUUCAAACCAUGCCUAAACCUUUACCAGGCGAGAAGCCGAUGUUUAUUGGUACACUAGACUGUGCACUCAAAACCAUAAGGAAUGAAGGUUUUUUAGGUCUUUACAAGGGCAUGGGAGCUCCAAUUGUUGGUGUUACACCAAUCUUUGCUAUUUGUUUUUGGGGAUUCAAUAUGGGGAAGAAAUUACAAAUGAAAGACCCUACAGCCGAUCCAACUUAUUUUGAGAUAUUGAAUGCGGGUAUGUUUGCUGGUGUUUGUACAACAGUUAUAAUGGCUCCAGGGGAACGAGUCAAGUGUUUGUUACAGAUUCAACAAGCUUCUGGUGCAGAAAAAAAAUAUGGAGGACCAAUUGAUUGUAUCAAGAAAAUUCAUGGAGAAUCUGGAAUUAGGGGGGUCUACAAGGGAGCUUGUGCCACACUGUUGAGAGAUAUUCCUGCUACUGGAGCAUAUUUUCUAUCUUAUGAAUAUCUAUUGAAACAAUUUACACCAGAAGGGGGAACUCGUGGUGAUAUUGGAGCACACAAGAUUCUAGUUGCUGGAGGUUUUGCUGGUAUGGCUAACUGGGUAGCUGCUAUUGCACAAGAUGUUCUCAAGUCUAGACUACAAACAGCUCCUGAGGGGACCUACCCUAAGGGAGUAAGAGAUGUUUUUAGACAAUUGAUGAAAGAAGAAGGUCCAACAGCAUUGUUCCGUGGUUUGACUCCAGUCAUGCUCCGUGCUUUCCCAGCAAACGCGGCCUGUUUUCUAGGAUACGAGCUUUCUAUGCGACUCUUUAAUUAUCUUGCUCCUGAUUGGUGAUGACAAACUUCUGAUUCGACCAAUGACUAUCUGUAAUAAAGUGUCUGGUAUGACUAGCUUAAGUAAAAUAACUUGGUCCAUCUUAUUUGGAGAAAAAAUAAAUUCAUUCCUAAAACCA
Messenger RNA from Actinia tenebrosa (Australian red waratah sea anemone), 1101 nucleotides. Its product is annotated as mitochondrial carnitine/acylcarnitine carrier protein. Gene Ontology annotation, biological process: carnitine transmembrane transport; mitochondrial transport. Gene Ontology annotation, molecular function: O-acyl-L-carnitine transmembrane transporter activity. Gene Ontology annotation, cellular component: mitochondrial envelope. The record is from RefSeq and is a predicted model, not a curated record. NCBI's taxonomy places the organism in Eukaryota, Metazoa, Cnidaria, Anthozoa, Actiniaria, Actiniidae.